Molecule: messenger RNA, 3944 nt
Organism: Contarinia nasturtii (swede midge)
Lineage: Eukaryota; Metazoa; Arthropoda; Insecta; Diptera; Cecidomyiidae
Gene: Ctr9
Product: RNA polymerase-associated protein CTR9 homolog
Exons: 14
Coding region: 268-3747 (1159 amino acids)
Biological process (GO): regulation of DNA-templated transcription
Cellular component (GO): Cdc73/Paf1 complex
Molecular function (GO): RNA polymerase II complex binding
Source: RefSeq, a predicted model, not a curated record
AAGUGUAAUUUCCAUUGUUGCGGUAUGAAGAAGCGCAUUUCAGUCGAUGUGACAUACUCGUACGAGCAAUAAGAAGAAAAGACGACCGAGAAUAUUGUGUGUAAUCGGGAAAUAAUUGGCGGUCGCAUUGCACACAUCUAGUGAAUAGAGUAUUUUGCAAGCGAAAAAACAGUUUUUGUGUUGUUUAAGCAAAGAAUACAAGCCGUGAAUGACUGACAUAUUUUGUUGAGUUCUUAAUAGUGAAAUAGUUUUCGAAAAAUUGCCGAAAUGAAUUCCGGCACAAUUGAAAUUCCGUUGAGAGAUACGGACGAGGUAAUCGAAUUAGAUCCAGAACAAUUACCCGAUGGCGAAGAAGUGCUCAGCAUUUUGCGGCAAGAAGGCUCACAAAUUAACACAUGGGUUAAUGUUGCGCUUGCCUACUAUAAGCAAAAUAAAACACAGGAUUUUAUAAAAAUUCUGGAAAAUGCCCGAACUGAAGCAAACACCGAAUAUCGUGACUAUGAAAAGGAUCAGAUGCGAGCGUAUGAUAUGUUGGCCGCCUAUUAUGUGCAAGAGGCAAAUCGUGAGAAAACCAAGGACAAAAAACGUGAAUUAUUCAUGAAAGCAACACAUUUGUAUACAACGGCCGAUAAAAUUAUCAUGUACGAUCAAAACCACUUGUUGGGUCGAGCAUAUUUUUGUUUGCUUGAAGGUGAUAAAAUGGAACAAGCCGAUGCACAAUUCAAUUUCGUACUGAAUCAAUCACCGUCGAAUAUUCCAUCACUGUUGGGCAAGGCAUGCAUUGCGUUCAAUAAAAAAGAUUUUCGCGGUGCAUUGGCUUUUUACAAGAAAGCAUUACGCACGAAUCCAAAUUGUCCGGCAGCUGUGCGGCUUGGAAUGGGACAUUGUUUUUUGAAAAUGAACAACCAUGAAAAGGCCAGACUGGCAUUCGAGAGAGCAUUGGAAUUGGAUCCACAGUGUGUCGGUGCUUUGGUUGGUUUGGCCAUAUCGAAAUUGAACUUACAUCAACCGGAAGCGAAUCGUAUUGGUGUUCAAAUGUUGUCCAAAGCUUACACUGUCGAUUCAACAAAUCCAAUGGUUUUGAAUCAUUUAGCCAAUCACUUUUUCUUCAAGAAAGACUAUCAAAAAGUGCAACAUUUGGCUUUGCAUGCAUUUCACAAUACCGAAAAUGAAGCGAUGCGAGCUGAAAGCUGUUAUCAAUUGGCGCGUUCGUUCCACGUUCAGGGUGAUUACGAUCAAGCUUUUCAGUAUUAUUACCAAUCGACACAAUUUGCGCCAACGAAUUUUGUAUUGCCACAUUACGGCUUGGGUCAAAUGUACAUUCAACGUGGUGAUGCUGAAAAUGCGGCUCAAUGUUUUGAAAAGGUGUUGAAAGCACAGCCGGGCAACUAUGAAACGAUGAAAAUUCUCGGUUCACUGUACGCAAAUUCAAAUUCACAAUCGAAACGCGACAUUGCCAAAACGCAUCUCAAAAAAGUUACCGAACAAUUUCCCGAUGAUGUCGAAGCAUGGAUUGAAUUAGCCCAGAUUCUUGAGCAAAAUGAUUUGCAAGGUUCAUUGACGGCAUAUGCAACGGCCACACAAAUUCUAAGAGAAAAAGUCAACGAAGAUAUACCACCGGAAAUACUGAAUAAUGUGGCCGCUUUGCAUUAUCGCUUGGGAAAUUUAGAUGAGGCGAGAAAUAAACUGGACGCUGCCAUUGACCGGGCUAAGAUUGAAUCGGAACAAGAUCCACAAUACUAUGAAUCAAUUUCAGUCACCAUGAAAUAUAAUUUAGGACGAUUAAAUGAAGCGAUGUGUGCCUAUGACCAAGCCGAUCAAUUGUACAAAGACAUUUUGAAAGAGCAUCCAAAUUACAUUGACUGCUACCUUCGAUUGGGUUGUAUGGCACGUGACAAAGGUUUGAUUUUUGUCGCUUCCGAUUUUUUCAAAGAUGCAUUGAAAAUAAACACCGAAAAUCCGGACACGCGUUCGCUGCUCGGUAAUUUGCAUUUGGCAAAAAUGCAAUGGAUUUUGGGGCAGAAAAAUUUCGAAACAAUUCUUAAAAAUCCGGCCACAUCACAAGAUUCAUAUUCAUUGAUUGCGCUGGGUAAUUUUUGGUUACAAACGCUGCAUUUGCCAAACAAAGAAAAAGAUCGUGAAAAGAAACAUCAGGAAUCGGCACUAUCCAUUUAUAAACAAGUGCUUCGAACCGAUCCAAAAAAUAUAUGGGCCACAAAUGGUAUUGGUGCAGUUUUGGCGCAUAAAGGUUGCAUCAAUGAGGCUCGUGACAUUUUUGCUCAAGUGCGUGAAGCUACCGCCGAAUUCAGUGAUGUCUGGCUUAAUAUCGCUCACAUUUACGUGGAACAGAAGCAAUAUGUUAGUGCCAUUCAAAUGUAUGAAAAUUGUCUCAAGAAAUUUUAUCGACAUAAUAAUGUAGAAGUCAUGCAGUACCUUGCCAGAGCCUAUUUCCGGGCUGGCAAAUUAAAAGAAGCCAAAACCACAUUGUUAAAAGCCAGACGAGUGGCACCACAAGACACGGUGUUGUUGUUCAAUAUUGCACUUGUCCUGCAACGAUUAGCCAUGUUGAUUCUGAAAGAUGAAAAGUCAACGCUUGAUGUUGUGCUACAAGCAGUCCAUGAAUUGGGAUUGGCACACAAAUAUUUUACUUAUCUUUCGGUGCAUGGUGAUAAACAACGAUAUAACAUUGCAUUGGCCAGUGUUGAAGCGAAUCAAUGUCAAGAUUUAUUGUCACAGGCACAGUAUCAUGUCUCACGAGCUCGUCGCAUCGACGAAGAGGAACGUAAUCUGCGUACGAAACAAGAGCAAGAGCGUGCCGCGUUCAAGAAGCGACAAGAAGAAGAACGUCGUGUCGAAGCGGAAAAACGGCGCAAAGCCGAAGAAGAAAUGUUGGCCAAACGUGAAGAAUACAAAGAAAAAACGAAAGGUGCACUGUUAUUCUCUGAACCACCGCCUGAAAAGAAGAAAGGCGCAGGUAGAGGACGUCGCGAUGAAUAUGUGUCCGAUUCAGGCAGUGGAGGUGAUGGAAAUCGUGAAGGUGGUGACGGUGAAAAACCGCGUAAGAAGGCAACUAAAGGAAGAAAGAAACGUGAAGGCAAAGGCGAUAAACGACGCCGUCGAGAACAUUCGGGUAGCGACAGUGAUGCACCUCGAGAAAAACGGGGCCGAAAGAAGGCAUCCAAAGGUUCAAGACCAGCCAAAAAAGCCAAGGACGAAGGUCUCUCCAACAAACAGAAAAUGCGAAUCGUUUCAAAAGCAACUAUUUCAACAAGUGAAUCAGAAUCGGACAAAGACAAUGGCCGCCGAUCGCGUAGUCGCAGCCGAAGUUCAGGUUCACGAUCAAGAAGUGGUUCAGGCUCACGCUCCGGAUCAUCACGGUCACGAUCACGUAGUGGCUCAAGUCGAUCACGUAGUGGCAGCCGGUCAAAAAGUGGAUCACGAAGCCGGUCUCGCAGUGGAAGUGCCCAUAGUCGCAGCCGUAGUCGAUCUGUCAGAAGCCGAAGUGGAAGCAGAUCACGUUCGAAUUCUCGUUCACGUAGUCGGUCAAAAAGUGGAUCACGAAGUCGGUCUCGCAGUGUUCACAGUCGUAGUCGUAGUCGUAGUCGAUCUGGAACACCUGCAUCACACCGUAGUGGAUCUGUUAAAAGUGGUUCUCGUUCAAGAAGUCGCAGUCACAGUAGAAGUAAAAGCAGAAGUAGAAGUAAUUCUGGUUCACCGGCAAAACGAAGUGGAUCUGGAUCAGAAUAGACUUAAAACCAUGCAAAUUGUUCUGUAAUACCAUUCGUUACUUCAAAAUUUUCGUUUUCCGUAUUCCAACCAAUGUCAAAAUUUUAAGAAAAAUACACACACACACACACACACACACACCCAAAUAAAACGUCUCACCCCUUAAUGAGUAGAAUUAUUUUGUUUCAUCAAAAUUUAAUAAAAAUAAGAAGAAAAAA